UUCAAGGACACUUCAUCAUCGUUUGAAUCGUUGGGAGAAGAUGGUAAUGAAGAAGGUGAAGGACGUGCUCAUCGUGGGCGGCGGGGUCAUGGGCUCUUCUGCCGCCUACCACUUGGCGAAGAAGGCGCCGCAUCUCAAGAUCACUGUGCUCGAGCGCUCUUUUGCGUACAAGCGCGCGUCGGCGGUGCUGUCUGCGGGAGGCAUCCGCAUGCAAUUCUCUGAGCGACCCAACAUCGAAAUGAGUCAAUACGGCAUCCACUUCCUCAAAAACGCGGGCGAAUUGCUCCACGUGCCCGGCCACGACGCCGUCGACGUCCAGUUCACGGAAGGCGGGUACCUCUUCUUGGCGAGCGGUCGCGGCGCCACCGUCCUCGACCAAAACCACGCCACGCAGCGGUACUAGUAGUACUAGUCGCACACAUCUUUCCUUCCUAUAUGCAUUCGAUCAACUACGUUAGAUCCGUGAAUGCCAAGGUAGCGCUCAUGACGCCAGCGGAACUCACCGGUCGCUUUCCAUGGCUCGACACUACAGGCAUUGCGCGCGGAUCGCUGGGGCUGCAGGAUGAGGGCUGGUUCGAUCCGUGGUCGUACCUGACAGGGCUAAAGCGGGCCAACUUGCACUUGGGCGUCGAGUACGUAGAAGGCACGGUGGUGGCGCCCAUGGCCAAAACGAAAGGGCACGAUCACGUCAUCAUCGAUCACGUCACGGUUGCCACGUCCCAAGGACAACUUGUCCAGUUUGCACCUGGCCACGUGGUCAACGCCGCGGGUGCGUGGGCCCAUGACGUGGCCGUCCUCGCGGGCGUCUCGGACCUUCCCGUGCGAGCCAGAAAGCGCACUGUAUUUGUAUUUCAUUGCCCUGAAGCAGCCACAUGGACAGGGACGAUGGCGUCGCCGCUUGUGAUCGAUCCCAGUGGCGUGUACUUUCGUCGAGAAGGCGCGGCGGGGCAGUUCAUCUGCGGGGUAUCCCCAGCUGCAGCCGACGACCACGACUGCGACGGGGAGGACCUGUUGCAGCCCGAUCACGCGCUGUUUGACGACGUGAUUUGGCCUACACUGGCGGCGCGCGUGCCAGCGUUCAACGAGCUUAAACUCGUGAAUGCCUGGGCUGGGUUCUAUGACUUUAACACGUUUGACCACAAUGCGAUUGUGGGGCGACACCCAGACGUGCCCAACUUGCUCUGCAUCAAUGGCUUCAGUGGCCACGGCCUCCAGCAGAGCCCCGCAGCCGGCCGGGCGAUCGCCGAGCUGAUCGUCGACGGCGGCUUUACAUCGUUGGACUUGACAUGCUUUGAAUUUGACCGCAUUCGAAACAACAAGCCGUACUUUGAGCAAAAUAUCGUGUAAUACAACCACGACUUUAUUACCUUCA
Aphanomyces astaci is the source of this 1372-nucleotide messenger RNA. RefSeq lists its product as hypothetical. The transcript has 4 exons. The record is from RefSeq and is a predicted model, not a curated record. NCBI's taxonomy places the organism in Eukaryota, Oomycota, Saprolegniomycetes, Saprolegniales, Verrucalvaceae. Gene Ontology annotation, molecular function: oxidoreductase activity. Gene Ontology annotation, cellular component: cytoplasm. The coding region runs from base 436 to 1347 and encodes 303 amino acids.